GCUUGUUUUAAAGAUUUUUUUAAUUUAUAAAUCAACCAGAAGAAUCACACAAUUGAAACACACAAUUGAAACACAUAGGUUAGAUUAUCCGUUACCAAACCAAGCUCAGAUAACAUAUUUCAAGAAGCCGCCAAAAUUUUGGUAAUACUAUUCUGCUGGACCAGAAGGAUUCGUGUGUUUGUUUGAGCUUUUUCUUGCAAUUAAAUUUUCAAGUGUAUGUUCUUGUUAUGAUGAUGUGAGAUAAUAGACUUGGCAUAAGUUCAUCAAAGGGAAAAUGUUUCUUUCUGCUGCAAAACCUUGCCUUUGCUUUGAUUCUUGCUCAACGCUUUAUCCAAGCAUCAGCCCUUCUUUGAAAAUUAGCUACUCUCGUAACAAUGUGAGGUUAAAUGUUAGUUCUAAAAAGUCGGAACCCGAACAGAGUUCUGAUGCUAGACCUCAUUCGAAGCCUAUAGAAAAAGGACAGCAUAGGGAAAGUAGAGCUUCACAAAAUGAAGUGAAUGGAGAGUCUGAUGGUAAAGUAUACCCUACCACAAUUCCCAAGAAGCCAAGGCGUGGUCGAAGGAGUGAAGCAGCUGCAGUUGAAGAUUUCAUGCGAGAUUCCCUGGAACGGACAUUUGCAUCUAUUAGGGAGCAGAAUUCAGAAGUUAUGAAGGAUAAGGAACAGAUUAUGAAGGAAAAAAUUGACGAUGCUGUUGAAAGUGAUGAUGUUGAUGAUGGAAGUGAAGAGAGCGUAAAGUCAAAAAAGAUGCUGGUCGAGGAGGACAAUCCAGAUUGGCCGCUGGAUGCUGAUGUUGGUUGGGGAAUUAGGGCUUCGGAUUACUUUGAGAAGCACGCGAUAAGGAAUGUAGUGGGUGAAGAUGGUGUUGAGAUCGACUGGGAAGGAGAGAUUGAUGAUAACUGGGUUAAGGAGAUCAACUGUCUAGAGUGGGAGGCAUUUGCUUUUCAUCCCAGCCCUUUAAUUGUCCUUGUCUUUGAAAGAUACAACAGGGCAAGUGAUAAUUGGAAGGUUUUAAAGGAGCUAGAGAAGGCCACUAAGGUGUACUGGAGAGCCAAAGACCGAUUGCCUCCUCGGGCAGUGAAGAUUGACAUCAACAUUGAGAAAGACAUGGCAUAUGCUCUCAAGGUCAGAGAAGGACCGCAAAUAUUGUUCCUGCGGGGAAACAGAAUUCUGUACAGAGAGAAAGAAUUUCGCUCAGCAGACGAGUUGGUUCAGAUGAUUGCACACUUUUAUUAUAAAGCAAAGAAGCCUUCGUGCAUGAGCUGACCUGCUCUUAGUGGCCAGUUUAAUUCAGUUAAAGCAUGUGAAGUGUCAUCCUUACAAAAGAUUGUCUAUUCAAUAUGGCAAUCAAGGCAUCAUUGCUAGCAAUUUAUCCCCUUGUAAGAUGUCAGAAUUCGUUGCACCUGGAAUUUGUGGUAAAUUUUGAAUCCUCAAAUGGAAUGCUACUCCGCCUUGUCUGCCAAAAGACCAGUGUAAUUUCUGUUAAUGUAGUGAUGAACUGAUGAGCUCUUGCUGCAUAAGAGUCUCUGGUUUUAGGUUGUAAGCUCAUGAAGUCUAGAAAGUUUAGAAUGCCAGUUUACCAAUAUGGAGUAUUGAUGCUGAUGGUUAAUGAAUUAAAUUCUUUAUAUAUUCAAUAUUCUUUUCCA
Molecule: messenger RNA, 1644 nt
Organism: Daucus carota subsp. sativus
Lineage: Eukaryota; Viridiplantae; Streptophyta; Magnoliopsida; Apiales; Apiaceae
Product: thioredoxin-like fold domain-containing protein MRL7, chloroplastic
Exons: 6
Coding region: 275-1264 (329 amino acids)
Biological process (GO): chloroplast organization; regulation of DNA-templated transcription
Cellular component (GO): chloroplast stroma
Source: RefSeq, a predicted model, not a curated record